GUAAAUAUAUUGUUAAUUUGGAGAUACAGAUAGGGAAAUGCCGAACGGAAGUAACUAAUGUCAUAUAAAAUAAAGACAUUUGCAUAAUAUUUGUUUAAUAUGAGGUGCAGUUUAUAUUUAAUUUCUAAGCAAAUAAGAAAAUCGAAAUUUUACUUCAGCUCCUGAGUCUAUAUUGAUUUUCCUAUACGUUUUUAACAACAUAAGUAAAAUGACGCACAAUUCAACAACCGUUUUAAGUUCUACACCUGUCAAACGAAGAGGUGGUCAGCAUACUAUUUGGACACGAGAAAAAAUUUACAAACUAAUUGAGCUCUAUCGUGCAUCUGAAUGUUUGUGGAACCAUUAUUCGGAGUUAUACAAAAACAAAAGUUGUCGAAAUAAAGCUAUAAAUCGCAUAUGUACAGCUCUCGAAAUUUCAAAAAUUGACUAUGGGAAAAAGGUUCACAACCUACGAAACCAGUUUAAUUCGGAACUGAAAAAGUAUGAAGCACGCUUAGAAAAAACGGGAGGAAAAAAAGUUGUAUCACCAAAAACACGCCGCUGGGAGCACUUUGAAACGUUGAUGUUUUUGCGACCUUUUAUUGAACCUCGGCCUGGGUAUCAUCAACCACAAAUCAAGCAGAAAGUUGUAAAAAGACAUAGGAUUUCAACCUUCAACGAUAACACAGAACCUCAACUUUCCACUAUAGAGAACCAACUUGAGGAUAUUAUACAGCUACAAAUAUUGAGUUGCAAGGACACAACUGACGCUAAUGCAAAAGAACAAGGAACUUGUGAAGUACAACGGAGUUGUUCUUCAAUAAAAACGUACAGUUGUUCUCCAAGUUUCAUUCAGAGCGGAGGACAAAGUUGUGUAGCGCUAUCGGAAUCCAGACAUUCAAGUCUGCGGGAUCAGUGGGAUUCGUUCGGUGAACUAAUAGCAAAUGAGUUACGCAAUUUGAAAUCUUCAAUAUCUCGAAAAAAACUCAAACGCAAAAUUAUGCAAGUUAUGUUAGAAGUAGGUGAAGAAGAUGACAAAGAGUAAACAAGCGUCAAUUAAACUCGCCUAUAUCUAUUGAUUUAAAAAUAAAAAAGUACAUUCAAUGAGUCUGCGUUAACAAAGAAAUAAGUUCACAGUAAAAAAUACUAAACCAGUACAACAAAUUCUUGAACGAUAAAAAAA
Drosophila virilis is the source of this 1162-nucleotide messenger RNA. RefSeq lists its product as uncharacterized. The record is from RefSeq and is a predicted model, not a curated record. NCBI's taxonomy places the organism in Eukaryota, Metazoa, Arthropoda, Insecta, Diptera, Drosophilidae.